AUGACGAAAUCGGCUGUCAAAUUGGUGACCUUGCUGGUGAUUUUCAUGUAUUGGUGGACACCAUCACAGUCUGUAUUAAACAUGUGUAGAAAUGAUACUGAAACAGAGGCGGUAGUUCAUCUGUACCGUUUGAAAAGAGAUGAUGAUCCAAUAGGAAUAGAUUGUCACUGUACGAUUCGACCUUUACCAGGAGAGCGAGUUGGAAUGUACUUCAGUGCUAGUUACAUUAAGGGAUGUCAAUAUAGUUUGACUAUAUCACACAAGACGUCGACGCGUUAUCUGAACUGUAAUUCCAACUUGAACGUGAUCAGAUUCUAUUACAAUAUUCGUGCUAAUGAUGAGAUAACAUUAGGAUUAACCAAGCAUGUAUCGUCAGCUACAGAUGGCUUUGAUUAUAGUUUAAAAAUUGAAGCAGCUCGAUCGAAGGUAUUGGUGAGGUGUUACGCAGCACAGUCGAUUCCCACUACGACUAGGUCUUCUUCGACUUCGACACGUCCUACUACGUCCGCAUAUACCUCACAAUCACGCCCUGUCUUAACGACAAUUUUAUCAACAACGCCUUAUAGAUCGACACCACCACUGUCGUCAACAGCGUUAUUCAGAUCGUCGACUCGAUCAAAAACAACUUAUCUUGUAGCUUCGCAAUACAAAAGUACGAUAUUAACAAAGUCACAAGAAUCAACAACACGACUAGGAAUUUCAACAUUACCAAGUACAUCUUCACGUCCAAGAUAUAAAACAUCGACACCACAUGGUGUGAAUUUACCUCCAUGGAUUGAAACCACUGACGGUCGCCCAACGACAACACAAGAUCAAUAUCACAAUCAAUCUAGCACCAGAGAUUCGACUGACAAUGAAAAUCUAGUUAUAUUAGACAACGAUUGGCGGUCACCAGGAACUAUGUACCCAUAUCAUAAUAGGCGUAUCUCUUGGUUGCGUGGUUGGAAGCAUUGUCAUCGUAGUUCUGUUUGUUGUAAUUAUUCACCAUAUAAGAAAGAAGAAGAAGAUGAUGAAGAAGAAAACAUCCGAUGA
Lottia gigantea (owl limpet) is the source of this 1032-nucleotide messenger RNA. RefSeq lists its product as hypothetical. The record is from RefSeq and is a predicted model, not a curated record. Bases 1 to 1032 code for a protein of 343 amino acids. The transcript has 6 exons. NCBI's taxonomy places the organism in Eukaryota, Metazoa, Mollusca, Gastropoda, Lottiidae.